Messenger RNA from Chrysochloris asiatica (Cape golden mole), 1431 nucleotides. RefSeq names its product thyroid hormone receptor interactor 6 (gene TRIP6). The record is from RefSeq and is a predicted model, not a curated record. Bases 1 to 1431 code for a protein of 476 amino acids. Gene Ontology annotation, biological process: positive regulation of non-canonical NF-kappaB signal transduction. NCBI's taxonomy places the organism in Eukaryota, Metazoa, Chordata, Mammalia, Afrosoricida, Chrysochloridae. The transcript has 9 exons.
AUGUCUGGGCCCACCUGGCUCCCUCCGAAGCAGCCCGAGCCCUCCAGAGCCUCUCAGGGGAGAGCGUUUCCCCGGGGUUCCCCCGGGCCGUCCGCGGCCCACGGAGCAGCACUCCAGCCCCACCCCAGAGUCAAUUUUUGCCCCCUCCCAUCUGAGCAGUGCUACCAGGCUGCAGGGGGACUGGAUGAUCGGGGGCCAGCCUGGGGCGGGUCCCAUGGAGCACCCCAGCGCCCACAGGGGCCCUCCUCAGAUAGAGGGGGCUCAUGCCCACGAAGUCUGGAUGCUGAGAUAGAUUCGCUGACCAGCAUGCUGGCUGACCUGGAUGGGGGUCGUGGUCACAUACCUCGGGGACCAGACCGACAGACUUAUGAGCCCCCUGCCUACCCCAUGGGCUCCCUGAAGCCGAACGGAGGGGGUGUAUCAGCCAUGCCGCUCCCAGCAUCCCCCUAUGGGGGUCCCACUCCAGCCUCGUAUGCUACUGCCAGCACCCCAGCGGGCCCUGCCUUCCCUGUGCAAGUGAAGGUGGCCCAGCCAGUGAGGGGCUGUGGUCCACCCAGGAGGGGGGCCUCUCAGGCUUCUAGGCCCCUCCUGGGCCCCCAUGUUCCUCUCGGAGGCAGAGCUGAAGUCUGGGGAUCUGGCUAUAGGAGCCACAGGGAACCAGAGCCAGCGGGUAAAGAGAAGAUUGCUGGGGUCCCUGGCCCUGCAGGAGGAAGAGGAGGCAGGUAUGGGCCCCAGGUCCCCCUGAACCAGCCUCCUGAGGAGGAGCUUGAGAGGCUGACCAGGAAACUGGUGCAUGACAUGAACCACCCACCCAGCGGGGAGUACUUUGGCCGUUGUGGGGGUUGCGGAGAAGAUGUGGUCGGGGAUGGGGCCGGGGUGGUGGCCCUUGACCGAGUCUUCCAUGUCGGCUGCUUUGUCUGUUCUACGUGCCGGGCCCAGCUUCGGGGCCAGCAUUUCUAUGCUGUGGAGAGGAGGGCUUACUGUGAAAGCUGCUAUGUGGCCACCCUGGAGAAGUGCUCCACGUGCUCCCAGCCCAUCCUGGACCGGAUCCUGCGGGCCAUGGGGAAGGCUUACCAUCCAGGCUGCUUCACCUGUGUGGUGUGUCACCGUGGACUCGAUGGCAUUCCCUUUACGGUGGAUGCCACCAGCCAGAUCCACUGCAUUGAGGACUUCCACAGGAAAUUUGCUCCCCGAUGCUCUGUGUGUGGCAGGGCCAUCAUGCCUGAGCCAGGUCAGGAGGAGACGGUGCGAAUUGUCGCCCUGGAUCGGAGUUUUCACAUUGGCUGUUACAAGUGUGAGGAGUGUGGGCUGCUGCUGUCUUCCGAGGGUGAGUGUCAAGGCUGCUACCCACUGGAUGGGCACAUUUUGUGCAAGUCCUGCAGUGCCUGGCGCAUCCAGGAGCUCUCAGCCACCGUGACCACCGACUGCUGA